Ictalurus furcatus (blue catfish) is the source of this 9050-nucleotide messenger RNA. RefSeq names its product KN motif and ankyrin repeat domains 4 (gene kank4). Gene Ontology annotation, molecular function: protein binding. The transcript has 12 exons. Gene Ontology annotation, cellular component: cytoskeleton; cytoplasm. The record is from RefSeq and is a predicted model, not a curated record. Gene Ontology annotation, biological process: negative regulation of actin filament polymerization. Bases 2484 to 6020 code for a protein of 1178 amino acids. NCBI's taxonomy places the organism in Eukaryota, Metazoa, Chordata, Actinopteri, Siluriformes, Ictaluridae.
AACGUGCCACUGUAAACACAGACGGAUGAUAAAGAUCUGGUUGUAAAGAUAGCAGCAGAAGCAGACGGCAUACAUGGAGCUCUAUAUAGCAUGCACAGGAAAUGUGGAGAAUUUAUAUCAGGGAGUGUAACUGAAAUAACACACAGGGCUGCAUGGUUCCUAAAUGUGGAUGUGUAAUGUUUGUGCUAUGUGAAGUCAUGGGCUUUCACAUGCACUGGAUUUUGGCCUAUUUUCUGAACAGUGCUAAGCUAGAUAACCCAUGUGCUUUCUCUUAUGGUCUUCUCUCUUCCGCUUAGACACUUAAGAAAACAAGCAGUCCUGCUGUUUUGUGUGUAUGUAUGCAUGUGUGUGUGUUCAUGUGUGGAGGUGCAUUUCUUUAAUAAAAGUAAGUGUCACUAGGGGGGAAGAGGUAGAAUUUGUAGGUAGCAUUCUCCCAAUAUAGCUGAGCCAGCCAGACAGCACAGACAAGAAGAAUGAAAAUGGACUUUCAUUAGUCAAACCAAUCCUCUGGUGCAAAAUGCAGUGUGUGCAAAAGGAGUUCACAAAAAGCUCCCCCAGGAUAUAGUAUGCAUUACGUUUGUGAUCAAUCCCUAAGCACCGCUGUGAUUCAUAAAUUCACUGAUGAGAACUGGAGGAGUUGUGUAUGUCUCAGCCGCUCUGCACUCACCACCAAUCCUUCAAUCCUGUCCUGUAAGAGCACAGCACUGACACUGGCCUAUGACUCACUCAGCUGCACUGUGAAAUAUAACCACAGCAAAGCCAUCGCAUGUCUGGGUUCAGCAAAUCUCUCCACUGCUUGUCUGAAUUUAAUAACAGGAUGAAGGCACCUACAAACGGAAAAGCAAAGCAUGGCUCUGAAGCAAAGCUCCUGAUAAAGUUGGCCGGUUUGACCAUGCCAUGGCCGAGGAGCCUUAUAUACUGCACUACAGAAUGUAUACAUGUAUACUGGAGAAGCGAAUUGGCAUUAAACUGUGGAGUGUUUAAUAGAUCCAAUGCAUGGUUUUAGUGGUUUUUGAGUUUCACUGUGUGAGCAAUUGUUAAUGCCAAAAUGUUGACGAGAGUAAUGAAGGAGGUCCGUUGUAUGUUUAGCAGCAAACUUAUUAUAAAUGGCUAUUAUUGAUUUGUUUGUUUGUUUGAUUGAUGGAUUGUUUGCAUUAUAUGUUAAAUGUACAGAUUUUACAUAUCUUUUACACUACUUUAUAUUUAGUUAGUUAGUUGGUUAGUUAGUUAAUUAGAUGGUUGGUUAGUUAGAGGACCAGUAGUUGUCCACUGAUAAUAAUGUUAUGUCUUUUUUCAUUGUUAUAUUGAUGUUGUUUGACUAGUUGGUUGGUUGGUAUGUUAGUUAGCUAGCUAGUUAGUUAGUUACUUACUUACUUACUUACUUAGUUCUUGUCCAGUAGUUAUUGUCCACUAUUAAUAAUGUGAUGAUGUCUUUUAUAAUGUGUUUUGUGAUUGAUGGAUGUUUUUUUGUUGUUUUUUUGUUUUUGUUUACAGAUUUUUUUUUUUUAAAAAUAUCUAUUUUAUACUUCUUUAUGUCCUUUUAUAUCUUUAUGUUCAGUACUUUGCGGCACAGUGAUUUUCCCUAUGGGUAUUAAUAAAUCUAUAAUAUGUAAGUAUACCAACCCGAUCUGAUCAGAAAUGUUUAUAAAUUGGAAUAAUUUAGAACCUUACUUCUCUCUUAAUAUGUAAAUGUUGGCAAAACACCUUUAUAUAAGCAAAACACUAAAAUAAGAGUGAAUAUGAUGUGAAAUGCUAUGAUAUGCAACGAUAAUAUGUAUGCGGCAUUAUAACUGACUAUAAAAUGAACAGCCUUUGUGUGCAAAGAAGACAGUGCAAUAUGAUGAAUAUAAAAUUGUUCACUGGAGAAUUCAAACAAAAGAGAUUUAAUGAUGUGGAUUAAUAACUUAGGUUAUUGUACUGUAUAUGAAUGUGACAUGACAGUGUCCUAGUUUGAGAAGAUAGUGUGGAGGCGUUGAAAAGAGUGUGUGUGUGUGUGUGUGUGUGUGUGUGUGUGUGUGUGUGUGUGUGUGUGUGAGAGAGAGAGAGAGAAAGAGAGAGCGCGAGAGAAGUGGACCUAUCAUAGCAUGGUUAAUGAUUGCCCCCCACCCAACACUAAUGAUUACAGUGUUGAGUUGUGGGAGUUCACUCACAGUUCAGUCAUAUUUACAAGGUCUAGUGCAGACAGAAACAGAGCAAGAGAGAAUUUCAACUUUCUCUGGGUCACUGCAUCUGAGGCAGCAGAACAUGUUGAAGCUGGAAGCAAAACCAGUCUAGAGAGAAGAGGAAAUCGACUAAAUAUUUGGCAACACAUGCCAGGCUCCUCUAAUCUCUAAAGAACAGAUUUACUGUGUUCGUCUCCCUCCUCCAGAUGUCUACAUUAUGGACUAGUUAGAUCUGGAACCUGCCAUCAAGAAAAACACAACUAUCUGCUAACAUUUAGAACAGAGAAAGAGAGGGAGAGUCGAUGACACUGAAACACACAAAUGAUGGACAAGAAAAGUGCAAAUGGCUUUUCCGCCAAGGCUUCUGAGAGUGGGGGACAGAGGAAACAGCUGCCAUAUUCUGUGGAGACACCCUACGGCUUUCACCUGGAUCUGGACUUCUUGAAAUAUGUGGAUGACAUUGAGAAGGGUAAUACCAUCAAGAGAGUGCAUAUACAGAGAAAGAACAGGGGGCCAAAAUAUAGUACACUGCCACGCAACUUCAGCCUUCCUGGACAUGGUGCAAGACCUGCAGCCAAAGACACAUGGUCCAACACAUCCACCCUGGGAUCCAAGCCCAAGUCACGUGUUACUGAGGUCCAACAUCUUUUUGAUUUCAGAGCCAGCAAUGACAAUGCUGGCAGCAGCAGUAGCAGCCAAAGCACCCCUGCUGGUCAAUCAAAUGUGCAAGGUAGUAGCUACCUCUCUUCCCCCAAAACUGUGGAUCAGGUCCAUAUUCAGGCUUCCCAAGACCAACAGGCUUCACUAAGCCUUAAUGUGAGGCCUCACUUGUUUCGGGCAUCCAGCAUGCCUGUUAAUGUCCCACACAGGAAAGUGUCAGACUCUACCGAUGAUCAGAGCUCUCAAUCACAGAAUGGCUCAACUGAAAAACUAUUUCGCCCUGUGGAUGGUAGUGACAGGAGAGGAAGUAUACCUCAAGACAGGGCCAGCCUGCAUCAACAGAUAACCACAGCACUGAAACGGGUGCGCGAACUGGAGGAGCAGGUCAGAACGAUCCCUGAGCUAAAGGCUCAGAUUUGUUCCCUAAGAGAAGAGAGGGAACAACUGCUUCAGAGAAUUCAAACACAGUCUCAGGUAAAGAGUCUGCUAGAGAAAGAGCCAAGUGAAAAAACCCCACCAGAAUCCCAAGAAAAUACUAACCUUCCUUCAGCAGCAAAACAGCAAGAAGCUCCAUCCCUGCCCCAGGAUACUGUGAGCGACAGUCAUACUAAAAUUCCAGUGUCAACUGUAGAUAAGUUAGCCGAGAACCUUGAAGGGCCAUCAACUUACACAGUUUUAGGAGAAAGACCAGUUCGAGGUGUGGUCUCUGUUCCAGUGAUACUCAUUGAAAAAGCUGAAAGUCCAACUGAUUCAGAAGACUCUGAGAGAAUGUUGGAAGAAUCUGAGCAUGAGACUGAAGUAUCUGAAAAGGUUUUGGAACAAGGAUUAGAAGAACAGGAGGAAAAGCAAGAGACUUCAUUAAAAGAUCAACAGCCUGCCCUAAAAGUAGGGUUUUCCAUAACAGAAGAAAAAGGAGAUCUAUCUGAAGGCACAAUGUCCCAAGAUGAACCUGAAAAAACUGAAACAGUUUAUCAGUCUAUUGUAGAAAAGAAAAAACAAGCCUCCACAUUAAAUGAACAAGAUGUUGUCACCAUCCAAGAACUCCAAGAAAAAGUCAAGACAUUGGAGGAAAGAUUAAGACAGGUCAGCUGUGAUCUGGAAAUGACAAACUCCUUACUGAGAUUACAGAUGGAGGAGAAUCGACAAAAGGAUGUAACAAUUCAGGAGUUAAGUGAAAAGGUAAAAGAACCCAUUGCAGACAGUGUAGAGCAAGAGUUGAUAGUUCCACUAGAGUCUGAGCCACUUCCACAACAUGUUAUUACUUGUGAUGCAUCAGUCAACACUGACAGCAAGCAUGUGUUAGAAAAAGCAGUCCUAACAGAUAUUGACCUUAAACCUAUUGAAAGUAUAAAAGAACCAGACCUAAUGUGCUCUAGUACUCAAACAAAUAUAGUUGAGAUGCGAGAAAUUGAGGUGUUAGCACAGGUGGUGACAUCUGAAAAAGUUGUGGGUGUUGAAAUUGUUACAUGUGACCAGGCAGUUGAAACAGAUGUGUGUGAAAAUAGUUUGGAGACCAAAGAAAGAAAAGAGCUUGAAGCUGCAGAUGAAAGAUACAGUGUAGAUAGAGAUGAUGUAGACAAAGAAAAAAUGAGUGAAAGCAUGAUCACUGAGAGUGAUGUGGCUGAAGAGUAUGUUAUAGUAGAAAAGACUGAAGGGGAUUUGUUUGGGACAGUACCCAAGGAUAAUGCAAAUGUCAAGCCCUUGGCUAGGGAAAAAGAAUUGCUGGAGAACGUUGAAACUGUGGUAAUAGAAACCACAAAAUCGGAUACAAGCACAGAUGAACCAUUACAGCAAGACCAAAAGCAACCACAAGGACAAGAAAUUCAGCCUCAACCUCAGAGGCCCACUGAAGCUUCAGCAUCACCUGCAGCCAUAGGCCAGGUUGUCACUCGGAUCCAAGGUCUUCUCAAUGAACAGUGGGCCAGCCUGGGGAGUGGGAGCCAGGAACCAAAAGGAGAGGGCUCACAGAAACAGUCAGUGUCAAAGAUCAGCUCCAUCCAGAGUCACCUUCGAGGCUCACUUAGUGCACUUUCAGCCUUCUAUUCUCCUGUUCAAAAAGGAGGUGCAGCAAAGCAGUCAGGCCUCAAAUCUAUCAUGAAGAAGAAUGACUGUCCUGACAAGCAGAGGGCUGCAGGAGCCAAGAAAAACCUGAAAUUUGUUGGCGUAAAUGGAGGCUAUGAGACAACCUCCAGUGAGGAGUCCAGUGGGGAGGAGAAUGAGGACAACAGAGAGGAGGAGAAGGAGGAGGAGGUGGAGAUGGAUAGCUCGGAGACAGAGGAACAUGGAGAAGAGAGUGGAGUGGCCCAGGAGGAGAAGGAGGAGGCUACUCCUGCUGGGGAGCAGGCUGAAGAAGCUCAGGCAGGGGGGUCCCAGGGUUCUGUGGAGCCUAAAGACCCACAGGCCAGUGUUGAUCCCCCGGAGGAGCAGCCCAGCAGUGAACUUGUAGAUAAAAACUUCAUGGCCGCUUGUCACUACUUAAAGGACCGAAUGGCAGAGGUAGCUGCCCCAAACAAAGAGAUGAGGCAGGUUCUGAUGGUGCUCUAUCAGGAAUGGUUCCGAAUUUCUAGUCAGAAAGAGUCCCAGGCAGAUACGGUCACUGUGUAUCUGAGAGAAGUUGGAAAUCACACCCCCACUCUCCUGCGCUAUAUAGUUAACCUGGCUGAUGGCAACGGCAACAUGGCCUUACACUACAGUGUCUCCCACUCCAACUUCCAAGUAGUCAAGCUCCUGUUGGAUACCGGUUUGUGUGAAGUGGAUCAUCAAAAUAAAGCCGGCUACACGGCGAUCAUGUUGGCAGCUUUGACUGCAGCAGAAGGACUUGAGGACAUGGAAGUGGCCCAGCACCUACUGAGCCUGGGCAACGUCAACGCUCAGGCAGGCCAGUCUGGUCAGACAGCAUUGAUGCUUGCAGUUAGUCACGGGCGCACAGCAAUGGUGCAGGUUCUUCUCGACUGUAAAGCUGAUGUGAACACACAGGACCAAGAUGGCUCCACGGCACUGAUGUGUGCCUGCGAACACGGCCACACUGAGAUAGCCAAACUACUGCUAGACAGAUCUGAAUGUGACACUAGCUUGAAAGAUAAGAAUGGGCACACUGCACUGUCGGUGGCCAUCAAGUUCUCCCACUCUGAGCUAGUCGACCUUCUGAAGGCCCACGCUGACAAGGCUGAAACUUCACAUACUACAAGUCUUCUCUGAAGUUGCUCGUACACUUCCUCUGCAGUAGCAACAGUACCUGCAUUCACCCUCCAGCUGCCUCAACCAGACAAACUGACCAGUGAGACUUAUCUGGAAAGGAAAAAUGGACUUUCCUCGAUUUGGACAAGCAACAGGCCAAGAUUUGCAGUUCUCUGAAGCGUAGUUCAAUGUCAAAGCUCUUAACUUAAUGUGGAUGAAGCAUGGUACAUUGUUACAUGUUGUGUCCUGUUUUUCAAGUAUUAUUCUAUUUUUGUCAAGUAGAGAGCAUUAUACAUGAAUGUUACUAUAGAGUCUAUCAGAUACACACUAUAUUUAUUUUAUAUUGCACCUUGCUAUACUGUUUUUUUUUAUUCUCCUCUAAAAUAUACAAGGCCUGUCUGAAUAUAACCUGAUGAGCAAAAUUGUGUCUUCCAUCAUGAAGGUUAUCAGGUAAUGCUUUUCAUGUUAAAACUUAAAAGGUUUAUUUUAUCUUUGCGUUUAGCAUGAGGCCAGUAAAAUAGCAGGAUAGCUCCCGUACCAAAUACAUUCAAUCAAUCGAAAAUGCAACAGAAAACGUUAGGUCAGUGCUGGACUCUGUGAUGUGCUUCACACUAUCUGGUCAGGUGUUUUAAAUAAUUGGAUAUACUGAGCUGAUAUAGAAGAGCCCCAUCCCCCACAACUCCACUCCCCACACUUAUAAGUAUAUGAAGAAUGACUUUAGCAAUUGAGACGAGGGGUGGACAAAUCAGUAGCUGGGGUCCCUGGCACAAGAAGACUACAUGUCUGUGCUAUUUUUGUUUUUGGUCUUCUCUCGUUUUACAAGCAGAAAAAAACCCCCCUUUUGCCUUUUGAAAAACAAAUACAUUCAUAUGGUGUGUGUGUGUGUGUGUAUAUAUACAAAAUGCAUGCUGCUCAAUCUAAAUCCCACCGCCUGCUGCACUACACACACUGGCUUUUACUAGUCAAAUUAAUUAUCGAGCAUGGAUAACACAGAAUCAGGAAAAUGCAAGAAUGAGGAAACACUGAUGAAACCUUAGCAAAAUAAAGUCCAGCUUAAAUCUGUCAUACAAAUUUCCUGCUAGCACAACAUGCAGUCACCAAGCGGUUAGACACAUUGAGAAAAAGCCAGAAUGGAUUUGUAAGUGCUGUUGCAUAAAUAUUCUAUGUUUAUGAUGCACAGUUGAUAAUUGAUUCAUAAUCGAUUCCAUAAUAAUAAUAAUAAGAAUAAUAAUAAUGGUUAAUUCCAAUAAUUAUUUCAAUCUAAUAAAUAAAUAAAUAAAUAAAUAAAUAAACAAACUUACCUUAAAUAGUUUAUUAAUAUAUUUAUUACAUGGAAUUAUGCAAUCAAUUAUGGAUCAAUUAUCAAUUGUGCAUGAUAAAAAUAGAAUAACAUAGUUCACGAUGCACAAUUGAUAAUUGUUUCAGAAUUGUUUCCAUAAUUGUGCAUCGCAAACAUAGAAUAUUUAUGCAAAAGUACUGUGCAUUGAGAGGAGAAAACACCACAGCUCAUAGCCAAACACUGACAAAUUGCUUCUUGCUUUUUGUUGUGCUAUCUCAGACACCCCCGCACACACUCCUUUUUUUGUUGGAAAAUUCCCCUAUGCAGGAAUUUCUAUAUUCAGUUGCAUCUGUAUUGCAUCUACUGUACUGUACCUAAUUUUACUUUAUGUUAGCGACCACAUUCUAGUCAAGUCAAUUAGGUUUCCAGGCACACAAACAAACGAUUGAGCAUUUACUUGCCCAUGGACCUAGUUAAUACAUGUAUGAUUUGUCCACCCCUGAAGACAUUUAUGUUAAUGAUUUUCUGGAGCAACCACUUGGACCUGCAGUGAAUAAGAUUUGGGGAUGAUCACCAAAGUAUUGGUAUAUAAAGUAUUUAAAUAUGCUAUUUUAUUAAGUGCUGAAAUAUUAUUCAUAACCCUUCAAAAUAUAUGAAUAACAGAGAAAGCAAUGCGGAAGCUAUCUGCUGCAGUAUUCAAUAAUGCGAUUUUGCUUUGAUUUUAAGCGAAAUGUGACUCAUACUGGUGUAACGUUGGCUUACUGUACAAUUACACAAGAAAACAUACUUAGAAAACAUACUGGAAUAAACAAAAAAGACUGUUUUUGUUUGCACUUGACUGCUAUUCAGUGCAUUCUCUCAAAAUGGUAGAUCACCGAGGUAGAACCGUCCACACUUACCAGUGGAUUUAUUUAUCAGCUAUGUUCCAGUGGUACAGUGGAUUUACCAGUGGAUUUAUUUAUCAGCUAUGUUCCAGUGGUAAAGGAACAAACUAAAGAAAUGGCAAAGGUUCCUUGAUAUAUUUGGAAAUAUUUUGGUUAGGAAUAUCUCUAAGGAAAAAGAAAAUACUGUGGUGUAUAAAAUAUAAAGUUCUAAGAAGUCUGACUGAGUGAAGCAGAUUCUCUGAACGUCCAUUAUAGUGUCAUAGCAGUUCAACAGAGGUGCACAAACACUAUUUUGAACACAGUCUUGAAAAGGCACUUUAACAUAAACUGAAGUCUUGGUCUUGUACAUAAUGUACCAAAUGUCCAAUAUUGUGAAGUUUAGCUUGUAAAAUGAUCCAGAGAUGAUACACACAGGGUGAACCAAAUACGUUUUUAAGGACAAAUCAUGUUGUUAGACUACAAAUAAUAUAGAAAGUGGUACUUUAUCGUAAACACGCUCUACAUGGGACCCAAAAGUCUAAUAAUUAUUUAUUUCUAAUGCUAUACUUUACAUGCUGCUAUAUGUAUGGAUAGAGUAUUCAUAUAAUAUCUAUAAAUUCAAUAUGUUUUGCUUAUGUGUCUUUAAAACAUGUUUGUAUGAAUAUAUCUUUUUAUACACUGGCGAGAUUUUUCUUAUUUUUCUGAUUUCCUCUAAGAACAAUGUCUGUCGUCACGUCUGACCCCAGUGAUUCCAGUACAACCAGUUAAACAACUUUUCUUUUUCAGCAAGAAACUGAAAAUGUCUACUUUCAAACAGCUGAAGGUUUUUAUCCUUUGCACUGCAUUAUAUAUAUAUAAUUAAAUGCUCUGUCCCAGGACUGUGACAUUUUCCUUCCCAUAUAUUCUUGC